This is a messenger RNA of Triplophysa rosa, 2089 nucleotides long. RefSeq names its product glycosyltransferase 1 domain containing 1 (gene glt1d1). The coding region runs from base 142 to 1173 and encodes 343 amino acids. The transcript is spliced from 12 exons. NCBI's taxonomy places the organism in Eukaryota, Metazoa, Chordata, Actinopteri, Cypriniformes, Nemacheilidae. The record is from RefSeq and is a predicted model, not a curated record. Gene Ontology annotation, molecular function: glycosyltransferase activity.
ACAAACUGCACGCGUGUCGGUCAGGGAGGCUGGUGCUCUGACGUGACAGUAUGAGCUCAUUACACUGUCAGGUUAAGAAAGUAAAACACUGUCCGUCAUCUCUCACCUCAUACUAUUCUUACUAUUACACCAGAUGCCGUCAUGCGCGUGCUCUUCCUAGCCUGCUUAAGUCCAAAAACAGGGAACUGUACCACUGCCGAAAGAAUAAGGGAUCACAUUAUUUCUGCAGGACACAGUUGUGUUCUUCGUGAUACAAGGGAAUUGGGCUCUGCCUCCGAUGUGACGUCCCUGAUGACGAAAGCGCCAGGGUUCGAGGCUGCGCUGGCCAUUCAUCUUUUUAAAGGAGGCAGGUUUCUUUUAGAUACCGGAGUGCCGUUCGGUGUGGUGUUUGGAGGGACAGACGUCAAUGAGGAUGUGAAGGAUGAGCACAAGCGAGCCGUGAUGGAGGAAGUUUUGCACAAAGCCAGGUUUGCUGUGGCAUUCACUGACAGAUUGAAAGAACAGGCUGAAACGCUUUUGGUAUGUGAAAGCAAGAAGAUCCAUGUCCAGCCUCAAGGGAUAGAGACCAGAGUGGCAUCACAUUUCAGCUGGAGAGACUUUUUACACAGUACAGGUGUGUGUACUGAGAAGGUGGAAGAUCUACGUGUGUUCCUGUUGGUUUGUGGACUCAGGCGAGUUAAGGAUCCUCUAUAUCUACUUGAAGCUUUUUCAGAAUGGCACAUACAAAACCCUCUGGUGAUCCUUAUCAUCAUCGGUCCAAAGAUAGAUCCGGUGUUUACCGCAGAGGUUGAGGAACGUGUUAAGAGAUCUGCAGGAGUGUUUCUAGCAGAUGAAUUGAGUAAGGAGGAGCUGCAUGCUGCUAUGCAGAAAUCAUUUACUCUGGUAAACUCCUCUCUCUCAGAGGGAAUGUCUGCUGCUAUCUUAGAGGCAAUGGAUUUAGGUUUGCCUGUUUUAGCGAGGGAUAUUCCAGGAAACGCUGCAAUAAUCAAGCAUGAGGUCACAGGUCUGCUGUACACCACCCCUCAGGAAUUUGUAAGCAUGUCCAAAAAGCUUUUGGAGGAUCUUGAGCUCCAGGAACGAGUGGUGAGAAAUGAAAAGAAUUACAUUAAAACAUGUCACAACCUGAUGGAGGAGAGAACAACCUAUCAGCACCUGGUGGAGUCUCUUCAUUGACGACACGAUGGGAUCAAUGUUUGUCUCAGGUCUUUUGCAACUUUGAGAACUCUUCAUUUAGAGAUCAUGAAUGGACAAAUGCGUUCUUGUAGUUGAAAUGCAAACCUUAAGACCACUAGGACAUCAGUGGUCUUUAUCUCUGGAAUAAGAUAAACAGAGGGAAAAAAUGUGGUUUAUAGGAAUGAUUGCAUAGGUUUUUAUUAUUUAUGCUGCAUCAGAAAUGACAAAACUGUUAUUGUACAUUUACUGUAGUAAAAUUGGAUAUUUAGGAAUAGGAUAUUGUCAGUGGCAUUUAUAAGGUCAGACCAGAGAAACAAAGGGAAGCAUUGCUGGUAUUUUAUGUCAGUUGAUUCAGUUGCCAAAACCUGGUACUUUCGGUACUAUUUUAAUCUUCUUAUAUAAAUACAGUACAUGUUAUGGUUAUCAUUAUUGACCCUUUCUUAAGUACAGACUGAACCUCUGAUUCUGUGAAAACAGAUUAUUAUUAUGUGCUAAUUUUGUUUGCUUUAAAUAAAGACAUAUGAUUACUUUGCUGAACACAUUUAACCAUUUUACUUUAUAUGAAAAUGUUUAUGUUUAGGGAUUGAGGUCAAAAGAUAAGUUUGUGUUUAAAGUAUUUAUUCUGUUAAUUGCAUGUAGCUAAGAAUUUAUGUCUUUAUCUUAAGCAAGAAUGUUUCAUCCUUGCUGUAUCUCUGUUUUAUUUCUUAUACUGCACAAUGCAGUAUAAGAAUAAACUUUUGUAUAAGAAUGUGCCAAGUGUUGCUAUUGUUAUUGCCCAUACCGAGCGUUAAAGAGUAUCUAUUACAAUGUCCUCGAAAUUGCAAUUCAUGCAGUGUGUAAUGUUGCUGUGUGUGAAUGUAAGUAGCCUGCAAAGUUGUAAAGCUGAAAGUGAAUGAAUAACAAAGUUAUUGGCUUG